AUGCACAACACUCGAAGAAGAAUAACACCAACGCUUCUCACUGAAGCAGAUGAGGGAUUGGAAUCAUCAAACACAAGCAACUUGCGAACAUCCAAUGAAGAAGACAAUCUUCCAUACCAAGAGAAAAUAAUCAUGUCAUCGGAUAUUCGAAAUGGAUCGGAACCAAUUUUAAAAACCAAUAUUGAUAUUUCUUUAUUAUUUCAUGCCUAUGGAACCACCAGGCGACACAACUCUAAAGAAGGAAAAUAUACAUUUCAUGUUUUACCCCCUUCUAUAACAUUGAAAAAUUCAAAUUCUUCAAAUCUAAAUGUUGUUUAUGAACAUAGAAACUAUUUAAAAAUUGCUUCCAUGACAUGUCCAGAAGACAUUCGUAACAAACUCCAUCCGAGUUUCGUCCACAAGUACAAAUCUUUCAAAUUUCUUGAUGAGUUUCCUUCCAUAUCGGAAUCAAGUUUAUCGAUCUGUAAUUACCAAGAUAAAGAUGCAACAUUGAGUAUCAAAGAGAAACUUGAGAUCUAUGGAUGUAUUUCAAUAACAAGUUCAGAUAGUAAUGCCUAUUUUCUCAUUGCAAAAGAUGGUACUAACUCGUUGAAAGCUUUUGAAUUUGAUGAAAACAGUACUUUUAAAAGACAAGUCAUUCUUAUUGAAAAUAUUUCGAGUCCCAUUGGAGCAGUUGAUGUACAAGACCCACUCGUUCUAGUAGCAUCAAAUACCAGAGUUUACAUGUUCAAUAUUGCUACACUUGCUUUACAAACCGAUGUUACCUCUAUGGAUUCCUUCAAUAUUACAGGAAAAGAUAUUUCACUCUGUUUUCCCACUUGUAUCUGCGGAAAUCAAAACCAAUUUUAUUUAGGUAGUGAACAGGGCCAAGUCAUCUAUGGCCGAUUUCAGUCACAAAUUGAAGCAAAACAAGUGUACUCCCUCAGACAACCAGUAGUUUCAAUCUUUCAUCUCAAACUUGACAGACAAGAACUGUUAUUAAUUGUUGGAACUCAAAAGAUAGUGACGACUACAGUGAUGAAUAACGCAAUUUUCGCGAUAUCAUCAGGUUCGUCUUCCAAAUCUCAAAAGAAAAAGAAUUUCCUUACUGAGCAACAAGAACAAUCGCUUGUUGAUAUGGAAAAUAGUGAAGAAUGUGUGAUAAAAUGUUGCCUUAAUCACGACCAUUCUCUGUUGGCCACCAUUAGUACUUUAGGAAAUGUGAAAAUCUUUCGACUACCUUCUCUAGAAUUAAUAUUUUGUGCCAACUUUAAACACACAACAAGCAGUAUUCAGAGAGGAGUUGGAAUCAACACAACUCAAUUUGAAUGUGCCACUUUUUGCUUUGCUCGCAACAUGAAUAAUCACAAAUUGUAUCUGGUCCUCUGUACGACCGAUGGUUUGAUUUAUUGUUUUUCUCCCAUCCUUCUGUAA
This is a messenger RNA of Naegleria fowleri, 1413 nucleotides long. RefSeq lists its product as uncharacterized. NCBI's taxonomy places the organism in Eukaryota, Heterolobosea, Eutetramitea, Acrasida, Naegleriidae. The transcript has a single exon. The record is from RefSeq and is a predicted model, not a curated record. Gene Ontology annotation, molecular function: protein binding. Bases 1 to 1413 code for a protein of 470 amino acids.